This is a messenger RNA of Syngnathus acus (greater pipefish), 2761 nucleotides long. It is a transcript of the gene neurod2, whose product is annotated as neuronal differentiation 2. The transcript is spliced from 2 exons. Lineage: Eukaryota; Metazoa; Chordata; Actinopteri; Syngnathiformes; Syngnathidae. Gene Ontology annotation, molecular function: protein dimerization activity. The record is from RefSeq and is a predicted model, not a curated record. The coding region runs from base 307 to 1404 and encodes 365 amino acids. Gene Ontology annotation, biological process: nervous system development; regulation of DNA-templated transcription.
ACCUCUUCUCUUCUCUCUCACACGCUACACUCUCUCCAUUCUCUCUCUUUCUCGUGCUCACCCUCUCUCGCGGAGCGGGAGGAGGGGGGCGAGGCACCCAGUGAAGGAAGAGCCAGCGCGCUGUACGCACCUGCACGCCGACACGGAACAACCGUGCCGCUUCGCUCCCUGACGAUGGUGGUUUAAAAAAAAAAAAAAAAAAAAAAAAAAAAAGGACCUCACCCCCUCCUCUUUUUCUUGGUUACUGGACCCCCUCGCCCCCACCCCUCCCAUCCCAUCCCGCGAGAAGAGCUCGAACGCAGCAAAAUGUUGACGAGGCUUUUCAACGACCCCUCGCUGCUCCCCGACGUGCAGAAAUAUUCCGGGUGGGCUGACGACAGCGACGACGACAAGAUCAAGGACGACGACGGCGACACGCGGGACAAUAUGGACGCCUCCUCCGAUCUACGGGGCAGCAGCCGGACCCAAUCGGAGCACGCCGGCGAGGAUGACGACGAUGACGAGGAUGACGACGGCGCCGAGGACGACGAGUGCGACGGCGACGACACGGAGGGCGAGCGGCCCAAGAAGCGGGGCCCCAAGAAGCGCAAAAUGACGCCGGCCCGCAUCGAGCGCUCCAAGAUGCGCCGCGUCAAGGCCAAUGCCCGCGAGCGCACGCGCAUGCACGACCUCAACUCAGCGCUGGACAACCUGCGCAAAGUGGUGCCCUGCUACUCCAAGACGCAGAAACUCUCCAAAAUCGAGACUCUGCGCCUCGCCAAGAACUACAUCUGGGCCCUUUCGGAGAUCCUGCGCUCGGGCAAGCGGCCGGACCUGGUGGCCUACGUGCAAACCCUGUGCAAGGGUCUUUCGCAGCCCACCACCAACCUGGUGGCCGGCUGCUUGCAGCUCAACUCGCGAAACUUCCUGACGGAGCAGCAGUGUCCCGAGGGGGGGCGCUACGGCUCGGGCUCCUUCUCCAUGCACUCGUACCCGUACCAGUGCGCUAGGUUGUCCAGCCCGCAUUGCCGCCAGGGUUCGAACUCGCACCCGCUGGGUUCGCACGGCUACUGCCCCGCAUACGACUCGACUUAUGGCGGCGGCGGCGGGGGUGGUUCCCCGGAGUACAACAGCCCCGAGUACGAGGGGCCCCUCAGCCCGCCGCUCUGCGUCAACGGGAACUUUGCCCUCAAACACCAAGGCGCAGCGUCGCCCGACCACGACAAGGCGUACCACUACUCUAUGCACUACUCGGGUCUGCCCGGUUCCAGGCCCGGUGGCGGAGGCGCCCACAACUUGGUGUUCGGCUCUUCAGGGGCCCGCAGUGGCAUUCACUCGGAAAACGUCCUGCCUUACCACGACAUGCACUUGCACCACGAGCGCGCACCCGCCUACGACGAACUCAACGCCUUUUUCCACAACUAAGCCCAAGCGAGAGAGCGCCCCCUUGCUGCCCACAAUCUUUUCUCACGCUUUGUUUAUUUGACUUUUAUUUCUUGUUGUUUGCAAUCGUCAGGGAAACGAGAGCCGUGAAAACAUGUGCCACCACUCCACACAGAGUUGUAUUUUACACUUUGAUUUUCAAAGAGGUGCAAGCGUUCAUCCGCGAGAUUAUAAAAUCAUUCAUCGUUUAAAUACCUUUUUUUGUGUGUAAAAAUUGUCCAAAUCGUCAGAAUUAUAGCGCCUCAACAGUAAAUAUUAUGUCUGUACGCUGUAAAAAAACAACAACAACAAAAAACAAUUUGGGACAAAUUAAAAUUUGUUUUACAUUUAUGGCAACAAUGCUAUAGUUAGCACAACAAAGCAAUCAAACUCUUUUCUCCAAAAUAAUUUGCUUAGUUUCCUUUUUUAUCUUUAAGUUUUGGGGCACAAUAAAAGGGAAAAUUGUUCUGCAAACAUCUUUGCUGUGAAAUGCAGGAAAAACAUUUUUUUUAAUCAUUCACCCAACUUCAAUUUUGUUGCAUUGAAAAUUUUAGUACACCUAACUUUUUCUAACAUUGUAAUUGUCCACAAUCUUUGUUUUAAAUAUAAAGACAUUUGCUUUUAUUUUGAAAAUAAGAUCAACAUUUUUUCAGUCCAAACAAGUUACACACCAAACAAGUAACUGAAUGAUAAACGUGUGUGCAUUUUUACCACUGUCGAUCUGAAGUAAUGUCCUGUUUUUCAAAGAAUGCAUAGACAUUUAUAAAAAAUCAUUUUCAAAAUCCAGAUAACCGAUUAACCAGCAAAUUAAUCGAUUAUAAAAAUAAGAGAUAGUUGCAGCUCUAUUUCAAAGAGGAAAAAAAAUGUACUUUGCGUUUGUGUUGGUGCUUGUUUUCUUUAUUUUGGCCACUGGAGAAUCAGAGUAAAAAUGUACACUGUACUAUAUGAACAUUUGCAGGAGGUUGUGUCAGAUGUUUAUUCAUUUUCCUUCAAUUUCUAUUUUAUUAAAUUAUCUAACAGCUUUGAGGGCUGUCUUUAUCUUUCCUUCUCUGAAAUCUGUUGUUUGGCAUCUAUGCAAAAGCAGACACAAAAGCUUUUUGUCGGUUUUCCAUCUGUCCUUUACUCUUGCUCUUUAACUGACCCAUUACUUGCUUUUUACUUUUUUUUAUUUAUUUAACAAAUUAUUUAUUAUUGCUGCUGCACGUCUAUUUAUUAUUGUGUUUACCCUGUAAUUAAUGUGAAUAGUCAAUGAAACGAAGGGAUCCCCAUGCUGAUUAAUUUUUCCAUCCAGUCUUUCAACUUUGUAUUCAACCAAACUGUGUGGCAUAAGAAAAAAAACUACAAUAAAAUGAUCAACUGG